This is a messenger RNA of Pleuronectes platessa (European plaice), 2477 nucleotides long. Its product is annotated as activator of 90 kDa heat shock protein ATPase homolog 1. Gene Ontology annotation, cellular component: cytosol. NCBI's taxonomy places the organism in Eukaryota, Metazoa, Chordata, Actinopteri, Pleuronectiformes, Pleuronectidae. Gene Ontology annotation, molecular function: protein-folding chaperone binding; ATPase activator activity. Gene Ontology annotation, biological process: positive regulation of ATP-dependent activity; protein folding. The transcript has 9 exons. The coding region runs from base 155 to 1168 and encodes 337 amino acids. The record is from RefSeq and is a predicted model, not a curated record.
UUUUACUUUGAAAGUCUUCCCAGGAAGUGGGCACAGUGUGGAACCCUAAUUUCAGCCGAUCAGAGACUUCAGCUGAGCAGUGGUUGUUGUGGUCGUAGUGGUUGUAGUGGUCGUACUGGUUGUAGUGGUCGUAGUGGUUACAGGUGGAUCAGUUAUGGCCAAAUGGGGGGAAGGAGAUCCUCGUUGGAUCGUUGAAGAGAGAGCAGACGCCACCAACGUCAACAACUGGCACUGGACGGAGCGUGAUGUCUCCGGCUGGUCGUCCCAGCGUCUGGGUCAGCUGCUGCUCGGGGUCAAGGUUCAGGGGUCAGAGGGCGUCUGUCAGCUGACCAGCAUCGACCAAUUGGACGGAGAAGCUUCCAUCAACAACCGCAAAGGGAAACUGAUCUUCUUCUACGAGUGGCAGCUGAGAGCCAGCUGGCUGGGUACGUCCAGCAGUGGAGUGAAGACCAGAGGAACCGUCUCCGUGUCCAACCUGUCGGACGAGAACGAGGAGGACGACCUGGACAUUUCCGUGUCACUGUGCAAAGAUCAACCCGACACGCGACUCAUCGACCUCAUGAGGGCGACCGGGGUUCCAGAGGUGAGGAGGGUUCUAGGCCAGUACGUCCACCAGCUGAAAUCAGAGUUCAGUCAGGGGAUGAUCCUUCCCGCCGCCAACGGUCCGAGACCGCCUCAACCCGAGCUGAAGAACCAGAUCAAGACCAGUAAAACUCAGGUCAGCUCCACCUCCAUGUGUUCUUCUAGCUCCGCCCCCUGUCCAACAGGUCUACGUAUCCUGACGUCCAACUUUGACCUGAACGAAACCUUCCAAACUUCACCUGACGAGCUCUACAGGACCUUCAUCAACCAGGAGUUUGUACAGGUGUUCACGCGCUCAGCGGCCGUGGUCGAUGGACAUCAUGGCGGCAGGUUCCUGCUGUUGGACGGGAGCAUCAGUGGAGAGUUUACAAAGCUGGUUCCGGACCAGAGGAUCGAGAUGAGGUGGCGGUUCAGGACGUGGCCCAGUGAGCACUACGCCUCCAUCCGUCUGCAGCUGGACGAGCGAGGAGACGAGACUCAGCUCAGGAUGCAGUGCCGAGGAGUUCCUGCAGGGGAGGAGGACACCACCAAGGAGGGCUGGGCCAGAUUCUACUUCCAGGCCAUAAAACAGACGUUUGGAUAUUGAGCUCGUCUGAUUGGCUGAAAGGAUCUUCACGUGUCAGCAUGAUGGGCCAGGAUGACUCCUCCUGACCUCUGACCUUUGCCUAACGCUCGGAGAGUUAAAGUAACAGUCCAACGUUUAAUAAACUCUGUUCCAUCUGUGUGAGGCCGUUAGCUUAGCACAGAGACUGGAAUCAAAGAGAAACUAUUAGCUUACAAUAAAUGACAAGAGAACAAUCUCCAUGUUGGAAUGUUCCUUUAAAAUGUGACAGAGUGUGUGUGAGUGUGUGUGUGUGUGUGAGUGUGAGUGUGUGUGUGUUAUCAGUUAUCUUAAAGCUCAUGUGUAGCCACCAGUUCCUCCUGAAUCUCCAUGUUCCUGCAGGUUGAUGAAUAUCAAACAUUUGUUUCUUCUAUCAGAUUCACUUUAUUCUGAAGGAAUGUUGUUGUUUCAGUUUCAUUUCAUAUCUGUACAAUAAAAGACAAAGUUCAUUUAAAAAUAUACAAAACAACAACGAAUCAGACAAAGAAACAUGAAAAUCAUCAGUACAUAAAAGUGAAGGUUUGUUUUCCACAGUUUAAAAGAUUGGUCUUUAAAACACAUCAAACUGGACGAAGCAUCAGAGUUAAAUAACACACAUUAAAAACUAGUUUCAUUCAAACUGAUUUGUAACAUUGAUCCGUCAAGCUGCCUCUGCUCUCUGUCUUCUUCUCUCUUCAGUUUAUUGGUGGGUGGUAACCAACGUCAAGGUGCAUUACCGCCCCCUACAGGCUGCUCAGUGUCACAUCCACACACCAACCGGACGGAAGGUUCAAAGAACAAAGGUCCGUGUGAUGGAGCUAGAAAAGGUCCUCGUCCUCACAGCCGUAAUCUGCAAAACACAACCAAUCAAUCAGCCAAUCAACCAGCAAAUCAAUCGACCAGUCAAUCAAUCAACUAACCAAUCAACCAAUCAAUCAAUCAACAAAUCAAUCAAUCAAUCAACCAACAAAUCAAUCAACAAAUCAAUCAAUCAACCAACAAAUCAAUCAAUCAAUCAACCAACAAAUCAAUCAGUCAAUCAGUCAGUCAGUCAGUCAGUCAAUCAAUCUCAGAAGAGGGGGUUUGUCCUGACCUCCAACGAGCUUCAGAGCGCUGACACACUCCUCCUCCACCUCCUCUUCCUCCUCCACAGUGGGAGGGGCCUCUGUGGGGGUGGAGCCGGGCACGGGGUCAGGGGUCGAUUCAGCUGUCUCUGCUGCUGCUUGUGUCGUCAUGGUGACAGAGUGUUCUACCUGAGAGGUGAAACAUGUAGUUAAUAUGUAAGUGUGUGAAUGUGUGUGUAUAUGUAUGUGUA